AUGCCCGAUUACACUGGCUGUGUCAAGCCAAGCUGGGUCCCCACUGAUGGUGGCGACGCGCCCUUAUCGGCGUGGCCACCCAUUUUGCGCGAGGUCGAGACAAAUUUAUCACGCAAGAUCGUGCUGAUGGAGCGUCUGCAUCUUGGUAGCAACCCCGUGAUCCGCAUCCAAUACGAGGACGGAGAAGAGAACGUAGCGCGUAAUUUUGUUCGGAAUCAUUUGAACAGAGAAGAAGAUAUUCAGACCAUCUUCCGCCGAUUUAGGCGCGAGAUACACCUCAUGGAGUGGCUCAAGGCGAACGACAGCGCGAUUCCAGGACCGACCAUCAUCUAUCCACGCAACAUCUCCCCCGAAAUAGGUGUCACGUUCGUCAUCCUGGACAAAUUGCCCGGUGAACUCGUGGUAAACGUGUUCGGCCGUCUGCCGUACCUCGCCAAGGCACGGCUUGUCCUUGAACACGCCGACAAGAUGCUCGCCCUAUUCAGGCUGAGCGUUCCCCAGCGCAUCGGGUCGCCCAUCUGUGGCAGCGGUGGCACCGUCAUGGACGUGGGGCCAUGGUGCCCGGCUGAUCACAAGUAUGCGCCCACCAAGGUGUUCAACACGCUCGAAGAGUGGAUCAGCGACAUGAUCCAGACCAAGGCGCGCAUACUGGAGCAUGCCGAAGACACGACCCCCUCCGACCGCAGCGACAACGACCGCGUACUUGCACGCCUCACAACGGCGCUCUCCGCGCUCUGCACCCGCUUCUCGCUACCGUCAUACCGACGAUGCGUGCUCAAUCACGACGAGCUCUACCCCACGAAGAUCCUCGUGAGCGCACACGGCGCCCUUACCGGGAUUGUCGACUGGGAGUAUACGUCCAUCCGGCCCGCACUCUUAGCCGCCCAGUAUCCUAGCUAUCUGCGUUACGACCAUGCGCGUGAAUGGUAUGUGGUGAAUCCACAGGACGCCCAGAGUCUACGCGACCUGUAUAGAGCGGCCGUCGAGUUGAAGGAUCCGGAGUAUUGGGAGGCCCUCGUUGACGGCGAAAAUCUUCGCUACGCCGUGGAAUUGCUGACUCACGAUACCUUCGGGUACCAUGAUUUGGAAACCUGGAUGGACGCGACGUUCUCCCGGGAGAAGAUGUGA
Trametes versicolor FP-101664 SS1 is the source of this 1128-nucleotide messenger RNA. RefSeq lists its product as uncharacterized. Lineage: Eukaryota; Fungi; Basidiomycota; Agaricomycetes; Polyporales; Polyporaceae. Bases 1 to 1128 code for a protein of 375 amino acids. The transcript has 4 exons. The record is from RefSeq and is a predicted model, not a curated record.